AUGACGUCCGCAAUCGCCAAGAUCGUCACUAAAAAGAUUCUGGGGGAAACCAUACAGAACAAGUUUGGAACUGAGGACCCUUACUUUGAACAAGUCCCGGCCACCCGCCUCAACGGAACGCCAAAUGGCAAAUUCAAGAAACGCAAGAAGGCUCUCCCCCCGGGCAUCUCUGAACAUGAUGGCAAGGUCUUGACCAAGGUUAAGCGUCGAGCUUAUCGCCUAGACCUCGCUCUCUUCAGUUGCUGUGGUGUCCGUUUCGGCUGGGGCAGCGCCCUGGGCUUGAUCCCUGCCAUUGGUGACGUCUUGGACAUGCUCAUGGCAAUUCUCGUCAUGAAGACAUGCAUGCAAAUCGAUGGUGGACUUCCAACCUCUGUCAAGGCUAGGAUGAUGGUCAACAUCCUGUUCGAUUUUGGCAUUGGAAUCAUCCCUUUCAUUGGCGACCUUGCUGAUGCCGCAUUCCGGGCCAACACCCGCAACGCGGCUCUUCUCGAGGCAUACCUCCGUGAACAGGGCAAGGAGAACUUGCGCAAAAGUGGACAGCCGUUGCCAGCCGUUGAUCCUAGCGACCCAGAACAUUUCGAUCGACUGCAGAUGCAAGAUCCGCCCGAAUACGUUUCAAGCCCGCCGUCAAGGCAUGAAUCCAUGUCGGAUAGACCUCCACGCAACCGCGAAGGCCGUGAAGGCCGUCACAGUCGUCACCCAAGCCAGCCAGAGCCAGCACGGGUUCGCGAAGGCCGUGGAUUCUUUGGUCGCAGCAAGUCUCGGCCGCAUGAUGUCGAGAUGGGCGAGGUUAAUUCCGGGUCACGAAACCAUCGCCGGUCGUCCCACCGUAGGGACCGACGCUAG
Fusarium keratoplasticum is the source of this 846-nucleotide messenger RNA. RefSeq lists its product as uncharacterized. NCBI's taxonomy places the organism in Eukaryota, Fungi, Ascomycota, Sordariomycetes, Hypocreales, Nectriaceae. The transcript is spliced from 3 exons. The record is from RefSeq and is a predicted model, not a curated record. The coding region runs from base 1 to 846 and encodes 281 amino acids.